AUGAUAGAUUGCAAACCUGUUAGUACUCCAAUGGAGACUAGCUGUAAAUUAACCAAGGCAGAUGACUCACCUGAAGUCAAUCAAUCUGAGUACAGAUCAAUGAUAGGCAGCUUACUUUAUUUAACUGCAUCUAGGCCUGAUUUAAUGCAUGCAGUCUGUUUGGUUUCACGAUUUCAAUCUGCCCCUAAACAAUCUCAUUUGAUAGCUGUGAAAAGAAUUUUAAAGUACAUUCAAGAUGAUAGAAAAAGCACCAGUGGUGCAGCUUUCUUCCUAGGAGAUCGUCUUGUUGCCUGGCAUAGCAAAAAGCAAGAAUGUGUCACUUUAUCAACUGCAGAAUCUGAGUAUAUUGCCGCAACAGCUUGUUGUACCCAAUUAAUCUGGAUGUCUUAUCAACUUGCUGAUAUGGGUAUUACAGUGUUAGCUAAUGAAUUUCAACUUUUAUAUGUGCCUUCCCAGGCACAAGUGGCUGACAUUUUCACAAAGGCUCUAUCUAAAGAAGUAUUUGAACAUUUCAGAGACAGGUUAUUCUGA
Messenger RNA from Cryptomeria japonica (Japanese cedar), 531 nucleotides. Its product is annotated as secreted RxLR effector protein 161-like. The transcript is spliced from 4 exons. The record is from RefSeq and is a predicted model, not a curated record. Lineage: Eukaryota; Viridiplantae; Streptophyta; Pinopsida; Cupressales; Cupressaceae. Bases 1 to 531 code for a protein of 176 amino acids.